Dentiscutata erythropus is the source of this 306-nucleotide messenger RNA. The record is from the annotation of a GenBank genome assembly. NCBI's taxonomy places the organism in Eukaryota, Fungi, Glomeromycota, Glomeromycetes, Diversisporales, Gigasporaceae.
AUGUGUUUAAAAAAUAAUGGUUUAAAUCCUUCUUAUUAUAUAUCUAUAUCAGAAAUGUUUAAUGAUUCUCUAUACAAAAGUAGUAAAACAAAACUUAAGCUUAUAACAAAUAUAAAUGAGUAUUUAAUAGUUGAAAAUAGAAUUUAUGAAGGCAUGACAAUAGCAAGUCAUCAAUAUGCCAAAGCAAAUAAUCCACAAUAUCCAGACUAUAAACCUAGCAAGCCAAAGUUUUGGAUCUUAUAUGAAGAUAUGAAUGCUUUAUAUUCAGAUGCAAUGACCCAAUACAUGCUUACAAAAAUCCUAGAA